UCGCAAAUCCGCACUGCAGACCAAUAUUGGAAACCAAAGAAAACAGUGUGAGAUAAGAAUCCGUAGUUUCCGUAGUAUCCGUCGUCAGUAAAUAAGUGUUGUCCGAAAUGAUUGCCGAUGCGCAUGUGAUACAAAUGUACAGGUUAAUAACUUACUGUAUGGAUUAUAAUGAAUUAGUGAAUGAGAUCCAAUCAAUUGCUUCUGAAAUAAAGUUUGCUGUCACAAGUGUUGUUGUUCCAGUAAACAACCCGACCCUGCUGCAUAUUACAACAUUGGAAUCUGCUUUCUUUACACUAGAACUCACUAGCACUGGGUUUUUUGUUGUAGAAGAAAAUAACUCUAAAGUUGAAGAGGCUUAUCGAAGUACAUCAGUUUUAGGUGAACGUUUUGAGACAAUUUAUGCUUUUCUCGACACUGUUAGUUUGAAAUAUAGGUCCUCAUUUGCGUCAGCUCUAUCUGACAAACUAUUUGAAUUAAACCAAAGAAAACAUGAGUGAUAAUAAAGAAGCGAGCAGCUUAAGAAGCAGAUUUAAAAACCUGCUGUCGUCUCAUAAAACCCAAA
Messenger RNA from Ciona intestinalis (vase tunicate), 562 nucleotides. The record is from RefSeq and is a predicted model, not a curated record. Lineage: Eukaryota; Metazoa; Chordata; Ascidiacea; Phlebobranchia; Cionidae.